UGCCAACCGGCCCUGCGCGUUCCCCAGGCUCCACAGUCCAAAGCCACUGGAUGUCGGGUCUCUGCAGGCGGGCUAGAUAGGAGAUGUCUGGAGCGAUCUUCGCGCCUCUGGAGGGCCUGGGUGCCCUGGAUGUCGCGAGCGGCCACCCGCUCGUUUGCCCGCUGUGCCAUGCACAGUACGAGAGCCCGUGCCUGCUGGAUUGCUUCCAUGAUUUCUGCGCCCGCUGCCUGCGCGGCCGGACCACCGACGGCCGCCUGGCCUGCCCGCUGUGCCAGCACCAGACGGUGGUAAAGGGUUCCAGUGGCCUCCCACCAGUAGACCGGCUGCUGCAGUACCUGGUGGACAGCUCUGGUGAUGGUGUGGAGGCUGUACACUGUGCCAACUGUGACCUGGAGUGCAGCGCACAGGACGCAGAGACCACCUACUUCUGCAACACAUGCGGGCAGCCCCUGUGCCUGCACUGCCGGGAAGAGACGCACCGUGCCCGCAUGUUCGCCAGCCAUGACAUUGUAGCUCUGGGCCAGCGCAGCCGAGACGUGAUCCAGAAAUGCCCGCUGCACUCAGAACCCUACAUCAUGUUCUCCACCGACAAGAAGUCACUGCUGUGCAUCCGCUGCUUCGGGGACAUGCAGGGGGAAAGCCGAACCCAUUGCGUGGACUUGGAGUCAGCUUAUGUGCAGGGCUGCGAGCGGCUGGAGCAGGCCGUGCUGGCUGUGAAGGCCCUGCAGAAAGCCACUAGACAGGCCAUCGCGCUACUGCAGACUAUGGUGGAGGAGGUGAGACACAGCGCUGCCGAGGAGGAGGCGGCCAUCCAUGCCCUCUUCAGCAGCAUGCAGGACAGACUGGCCGAGAGGAAAGCUUUGCUGCUGCAGGCUGUGCAGAGCCAGUACGAAGAGAAGGACAAGGCCUUCAAGGAACAGCUUGCCCACCUGGCAUCCUUGCUGCCCACCCUGCAGGUUCACCUGGUCAUCUGCUCCUCCUUCCUCAGCUUGGCCAGCAAGGCUGAGUUCCUGGAUCUGGGUUAUGAGCUGAUGGAGAGGCUCCAAAGUAUCGUCUCGCGACCACACCGCUUAAGGCCGGCUCAGAGCAGCAAGAUCACCAGCGACCACCGUGCAGAGUUCGCGCGCUGCCUGGAGCCGCUGCUGCUGCUGGGGUCCCGCCGGGCGGUGCCCACCCUGGGUGGCACCAACACGUGGGCAGGAGGCUCAGGCCCCAAGUUGCUGAGGGCACCCAGCUGCCACUCCCCAGUGGGAAAGGUGCUGGGGUCACCUAUCCAAAAACUCACGCAGCACCGCUCCAUCAGCUCUAAGGUGCUGCUGACAGAGGGGGAGGACACGCCCUUCACAGAGCACUGCCUUCAUUAUGAGGACUCCUACAAGGGCCUGCAGGUGGAGGUGCAGAACUUGAAGGAUCAGGUCCAAGAACUGCAUCGGGAUCUCACCAAGCAUCAUUCGCUCAUCAAGGCUGAGAUUAUGGGGGACAUCCUGCACAGGUCCCUGCAGCUGGACACACAGAUCGCCUCCGCAUAUACUUCCAUGGAGGUCAUGAGAGCCGUCUUCCAGGAGAUCUGGGAGGAAUCCUACCAGCGAGUAGCCACCGAGCAGGAGAUUUAUGAAGCCCAGCUCCGUGAGCUUCUCCGGCUGAAGCAGGAGAAUGCCUACUUGACCACUAUCACCAAACAGAUCACACCCUACAUCCGCUCCAUUGCCAAGGUGAAGGAGCGACUGGAGCCCAGGUUCCAGGCACCUGUGGACGAACAGUCGGAGAGUCUGCAGAACACACACAAGGACAGCAGGCAUGGUGAGACCCCAACCAGGAAUGAUCCAGGAAGUGUACAGAGGAGAGAGAAGACAGCUGAGCCCAAUGGAAGCAGCUGGGCCCUGAGUGGCCUCCCCGACGAGACUCCACUGAAAACCAGAGACCAUCUCUGACCCAAUUAGAAAGGUGGAGACUAGGAACGGUGAGAUUGCCGAGUAGGUAAAGGUGCUCGCUGCCAAGCCUGACGACGACCUGGUCUGAUCACCGGGACCUACACCGUGGAGGAAGAGAACCGACUCCUACAAGUCAUCCUGACUGUACCCACACAUGUACA
Molecule: messenger RNA, 2092 nt
Organism: Nannospalax galili (Upper Galilee mountains blind mole rat)
Lineage: Eukaryota; Metazoa; Chordata; Mammalia; Rodentia; Spalacidae
Gene: Rnf207
Product: ring finger protein 207
Biological process (GO): regulation of cardiac muscle contraction; regulation of heart looping
Cellular component (GO): perinuclear region of cytoplasm
Molecular function (GO): Hsp70 protein binding; zinc ion binding; transmembrane transporter binding
Source: RefSeq, a predicted model, not a curated record